Folsomia candida is the source of this 2115-nucleotide messenger RNA. RefSeq names its product sodium/potassium/calcium exchanger 3. Gene Ontology annotation, biological process: calcium ion transmembrane transport; intracellular calcium ion homeostasis. Gene Ontology annotation, molecular function: calcium channel activity; calcium, potassium:sodium antiporter activity. Gene Ontology annotation, cellular component: membrane. The transcript has 12 exons. Bases 147 to 1943 code for a protein of 598 amino acids. Lineage: Eukaryota; Metazoa; Arthropoda; Collembola; Entomobryomorpha; Isotomidae. The record is from RefSeq and is a predicted model, not a curated record.
GUUGAUCAGUUGAUCUGCCUCACCCCGUGGCAUCUGAUUUCAUUCUAUUGUUUUAAUUUGAGUUAUGUGAAGUGUGCUCUCGUCCACCUGGUGACACAUAAGUCAGGACAAAAAAUUUCAUGUAGAAAGUUAUUUUUUGUCCCAAAAUGGCUCAAAACAGUAAAGUGGGCGGAAUAUCCGCCCAAACUUUUUCCUGUCAUGAAACCCGAUUACUGCGGAAUAAAAAACGUGGAAUAAAGAGACGAGUUCAACUCUUAUUAUGGAGCGUUUUGAUGGCAUAUUUCUCAAUGACGGCAGUUUCCACCCAAUCAACAAUAUCCCCCACUUCCAGUUUCAGCACAUCUAUUGAUCGUUCCAACUUUACCACAAGAUCGUCCACCCUGCAACCAGAUCCAACGACACAGACAUCACCCACGUCUCCAUCGGAGGAUUGCACCCCGCCGUCCAUUGACGACUUUCCUUCUGACCUGUUUACCCAAUCAGAACGGCGUCAUGGCUGGAUUGCUGUUCACUUUGUCGUCAGUGUCUACGUGUUUUACGCUCUGGCUUUGGUUUGCGACGAGUAUUUCGUGCCAAGCAUCGAAUGCAUAUGUACUGGAAUGCAUUUACCCAGCGAUGUGGCCGGAGCCUCAUUCAUGGCCAUUGCGACUUCAUCCCCAGAAUUGUUCACGAAUGUGAUUGGCACCUUUAUUACGAAGGGUGACAUCGGGGUUGGGACAAUAGUUGGAAGUGCAGUGUUCAACAUUUUGGCGAUUGCGGGAAUUUGUGGAAUGGCUGCUCAAACUGCACUCCCAUUAGAGUGGUAUCCGCUAACGCGAGACUGCUUUUUCUACUCCAUAUCUGUCAUACUACUAAUUGUGGCUCUUACAAAUAGAAAGGUCUUUUGGUACGAGGCCUUAGUGCUUGUUGUCGUCUAUGUAAUAUACAUUUUCGUCAUGUACAAGAACACGGCUCUCAAAAAGAAAGCAGAGGAGCUCGUUGACAAGGUGUCGAAGGGUUGUUGUGGCAAGACUAGCGAUCCGUACGACACGGAAGUGCUCAUAAAGAAGAAAAAAUCUCGGGGGUCAAGUCGUCGAACUUCAUUUGUCGCCGAACUCACAGCAUCCACCGAAAGGACGCCCCUAAUUGGAGGCGACGAAGAAGGCGCUCGAAGUCGACAUUUAAGCUUCAGCCAAAGUUAUGAGCGUUUAGCGAAGGCUGGUCGGGGAGACGAUAUCUCUGCAGAAGCACUGGAUGAACUCUUGAUCGCAAAAGCAUUGCAGGAGCAGGAAGAAGAGGAGAAAGACGAAUGGGCCGUGUUUUCCAUUCCGAAGGGGGCGUCCUUGUGGAUAAUUUUCCUCUGGGCGGUAACCUGGCCGGCUCGUUUCUUCCUUCGAAUAACUGUGCCGGAUUGUCGUGAAGGAAACUGGCGUUCUUGGUACAUGGCGACCUUCCUCAUGUGCAUUGUUUGGAUCGCAUCGCUGUCGUAUCUGAUUUCAUGGAUGAUGACGAUAAUAGGUCACACGCUCGGAAUUCCAGACAGUGUGAUGGGACUAACUUUUCUGGCUGCCGGUACUUCAAUCCCAGAGGCCGUGAGUUCGGUUAUUGUUGCCAGACAAGGGCUCGGCACCAUGAGCAUUUCCAACUCUAUUGGCUCCAAUACGUUUGAUAUUUUGGUUUGUCUCGGUCUUCCCUGGUUGAUCAAAGGCUCCCUCAUUGCUUCGGACCCUGUGCAGAACUACAUCCAGAUAAAUUCAGGGGGCUUGGAAUACUCGGCCAUGAUUCUGAUGGUAUCUCUGAUCCUUCUCUAUGGGACUCUGGCAGUCAACAAGUUUUAUCUGGAUAAGAAAGUGGGCUUUGCAGCUUUAGCAAUGUAUGCAGCGUUCCUCGUCUUUGCCUCAUUAUUGGAGAUGAACGUCUUCGUGACGGUGAAUCUGCCCACGUGUGAGAUAUUUGAAGAAUAGAUUGACCUUUAUAUAUUUAAUCUUAAGCUAAAUAUUUAAGAAAUAUUCCGUUUAUGUUAAAUGUUUAGUACUGAAUUUUAUCGAAAGAUACGGAAAAUGUAAAAAUAUGCACAUUUUAUAAAUACAUUAAAUGUUUUACUACGUAAUAAAUACUACUGGAUUUUAAAAUCUA